This is a messenger RNA of Acipenser ruthenus (sterlet), 1949 nucleotides long. RefSeq names its product pigment epithelium-derived factor-like. The record is from RefSeq and is a predicted model, not a curated record. Gene Ontology annotation, molecular function: serine-type endopeptidase inhibitor activity. The coding region runs from base 223 to 1455 and encodes 410 amino acids. The transcript is spliced from 8 exons. Lineage: Eukaryota; Metazoa; Chordata; Actinopteri; Acipenseriformes; Acipenseridae. Gene Ontology annotation, biological process: negative regulation of angiogenesis; negative regulation of endopeptidase activity.
UGCUCUCGCUAUUCGGGGGGCCCGAGGGAGGCUCCAGCCUUGGCGUGCCUAAUCUGGCAGUGAGCCGUCAAUCACAACGGGGCGAGACGUCAGAGCCAAUAUUUAGUUUGGAAGGCAGGCAGGCUCGAAGAUAAAUUGCGCUGUUAGCGAUCCGGAGAAGACAAAGGAUAAGCCUCUUAGCAGAAGGAACCGCAGAGCUAGACUGAGGGGAAGGCAGGCAGGAUGAAGACGACAGCCCUCGCACUGUUUAUGGGAGCUCUUCUCUCCCUCGCCUCCACCCAGCAGGCCGAUCCGGAGGAGCCCAUCCCCGCGGAGGAAGAGGAAGUGGAGAUAUUCACCACCCCCGCCACUCAGAUGGCAGCUGCUGCCUCCAACUUCGGCUUCAAUCUGUACCGUCAGCUGGCGUACCACGACCCUAAGGCCAACGUGUUCCUGUCUCCCCUGAGCAUCGCUGGCGCGCUCACACAGCUGUCUCUGGGUGGCUCCCCCAGGACGGAACAGCAGCUCUACAGGGUGCUCCAAUACCACCACCUGAUGGACCCCCAUCUGCACAGCACCCUGAAAGACCUGCUGGCCAGUGUUAACACGCCCAGCAAGGGAUUAAGCAUGGCUUCACGAGUCUACAUCGACAGGAAGCUGCGUCUGAAGGAGGAUUACCUGAACGCGGUGGAGAAGGAAUACGGCGUGCGGCCCAAGGCACUGAUAGGCAGCCCCCGUGCCGACCUGAAGGAGGUGAACGACUGGGUGCGCCAGCAGACGGGAGGGAAAAUCGCCCACUUCCUGUCCGCGAGCCUCCCACGCAACAUGGGCGUCCUGCCGCUGGGCGCCGCGCACUUCAGAGGUCAGUGGGUCAGUCGGCUCCAGAAAGGGAGACCCGAGCCCUUCCAGGUGGACAGCUGGACCUCAAUCCAAGUGCCCAUGAUGAGCGAGACCAAGUACCCGGUCAAGCUGGGCAUCGAGAGUGACCUCAACUGCAAGAUCACUCAGGUGCCGAUGCAGGGUGAUGUCAGCAUGCUGCUCUUCCUUCCCAAUGAGGUCAGUCAGAACCUGACCCUGAUUGAGGAGAGCUUGACCGCCGAGUUCAUCCACGACGUGGUCAGCGUGCUGCAGCCCGUGGACAUGGACCUGUCCCUGCCAGCGCUCAGCCUGAGCUCUGAGAACAACCUGCUCCCCCAGCUCCUUGACAUGGGGCUGGCCCAGUUGGCGUCGCAGCCGGAGCUGGUGAAGAUCUCUACCCUGCCUGGCAAGGUGAACACCGUGCAUCACAAAGUGUCCCUGGAGGUGAUGGAGGAGGGGGGUCAGGCCGCGAGAAGCAGCCCCUCUGGGAGGGGUCAGUCCUUGGAUCUGUCCUUCCACGUGAACCGGCCCUUCAUCUUCCUUGUGCGGGACGACACUUCAGGAGCCAUCCUCUUCAUCGGCAGGGUCAUGGACCCCCGCAAACUCAAGCGCAACUGAGACCCCGACACACAAACACACCGCGCGCACAGCAGCAGCUAGACAGUUUCACAGAAACACAUUUACUGAGGCGCAACACACAAAGGGACAGCUGCAACACGCUGACAUUAUUGCUUUUAGUAAACAUACUGUAUGAAGUUUCUAGUCUGCCCUUCUUCUCCCACAUUAUAUAUAUAUAUAUAUAUAUAUUAUGCACAAGUAUUGCUAAAGGGUUUUUUUUUUUUCCUACAUCGAGUACGUAUUUUUCUCUCUAAAAUACCCCUCCCCUUCUUCUCAUGAAAUGACUCCCAAGCCAACACAACUAAAACGCAGACUAUUGAUUAUUUGGGCUAUCCUGUUUUUUUUUUUUCCUCAAAUUAUUAUUAAACAGUAUUAAACCUGCUGGAAGUUCUUCUAAACUAAAAUGAAACAAGGAUUGGCUGCUGUGUUCUUGUUAACUGGCAUUUUUGUAACAGAGUUCCUAAUAAAGACGCAGGGUCCUUUGUUACAAUGUG